CGUCGUCGUCCUGCUCUCCUGCACCUCUCUUCGCCCGGACCCUCUCCUCCUCUGUCCUCCAGACCUCCCCGCCUGCUCCUCCGCAUCCUCACUUUCGACCGUUGAGGAGGCCAGAUCUCCGUGCAUUACUCCCUACCGUGGGCAGUCUCUCGUUCUGCAAAAGACUAUCCUCAAACCCCGGCCCCUGCAUGUGCUGAAACAAGCCACGUCGACACAACCGCACCUCCCAAGAUGGCCAAGUCCGCAAAACGAUCCGGAAAGGCCAAGGGCUCGACAACGCCCUCUUCCUCCUCGUCUGGAACCUCGACCCCAAGCUCCCAGGCGGGCCCUCUUCCUCCGUUCGCCAAAGCUCCCAGCUCUCUUCAACCCUUUCUCCAAACCUUCUCCCCUCAAGAAGUCUACCUGAUCCAUAUCGACCACACCCCGCGAGACGUCAAGAAGCAGGCAUUCAACGUGCCCGUGGUGAUCAAUGUGGUGAUUACAGUCGUGAUAUGCAUUCGUGUCUACAUGGUUCGCAACAUGUAUCCGGCCAUGUUGGCGACAGUGCUGGGCCUCGCGAGCCCCAUGUCGGUGGAUACCGCCUCGACGCCCUGGGAGCAGCUGGCGGUGACAGUUCUGAUUCGCACUGCCAACGUGUUGUUGGAUUAUCUGCUGGUGACGAUUUUCUUGUCUUGGCCCAUUCGAUUCAUCGAGGGUCCCGUCCUGUGGCGUCGGAACAUUGGCUUCCGGGACCGCGAGAUUAUCAUCCGACGCAGCCGGCCCAGCCUGAGCGAGGGACUGGAGCGCAACCGCUGGAUUCGGGAAGAUGAGGCGACGCGGGAUAAGAUCGUGGCGGCCGUCACUCCAGACCGAAUUAAGAAGACCGGCUAUCUACUCGUGGAUGCGGACUGGGAUCUGGAUUACGAUGCCAUGAUCAGGGCCCACGAAAUCGUCGACCGCACCCGGACGGGCAACGGGAUUCCCUUGGACGAGUUCCGCACCGCGGUGGUUGUAAACACGGAUGCCGAUGGUUGGUUGAUGUGGCAUGUCGGAGACGAGGAUACCGCGGAAGGACGAGCGCGGUCGGCCCAACGAGACCAGAUUCUGGCCUUCAAGGAAAAGCUGACGGCCAUGGGCAAGGAGGACCUUUUCUUCCGAUGGGUCGAGCUGAUCCAAUACGAGAGCACCCGGCCCGGUGGUUUUACGCCGGAAAGGCAGAAGUCCGCCAUGAUCCAGGCAAAGCAGCUGUUCGAAACGGAGGGGGUGGAUUUUGCGCGCUUCUGGCAAGAAGUUGGGGGCCUGGAGGGGUUCAUCGAAGAGUUGGACUGAAUGUGUAGACAUGUAAUUUCUUAGGUUCAUUUCGGCUCGGUUUUCUUCUCUUCACAUCUGUUAUUCUAUUGCAGUUAUUUGCCGGGGUGUUUAGGUGGGGUCUCAGUUAGCGCUCGAUACUACCAAUCGAUGGACAUUUCAAGGUAUAUAGACCAUAAC
Aspergillus steynii IBT 23096 is the source of this 1467-nucleotide messenger RNA. RefSeq lists its product as uncharacterized. The transcript is spliced from 2 exons. Bases 232 to 1308 code for a protein of 358 amino acids. The record is from RefSeq and is a predicted model, not a curated record. NCBI's taxonomy places the organism in Eukaryota, Fungi, Ascomycota, Eurotiomycetes, Eurotiales, Aspergillaceae.